This is a messenger RNA of Diprion similis, 1514 nucleotides long. Its product is annotated as protein AAR2 homolog. Gene Ontology annotation, biological process: spliceosomal tri-snRNP complex assembly. The record is from RefSeq and is a predicted model, not a curated record. NCBI's taxonomy places the organism in Eukaryota, Metazoa, Arthropoda, Insecta, Hymenoptera, Diprionidae. The coding region runs from base 227 to 1372 and encodes 381 amino acids. The transcript is spliced from 6 exons.
CGAAUUAUGCGCGUGACGGUUCAACGUGUUUGUCAAAAACUCUUAAUUUUGUGCAAAAUAAAGCAUUAGAGAAUGGCGACAUGAAAAUGACGCGAAUUGUCGAUGCCUCUGUGAUUUUCAGAGCGUAAAAUCACACUUGACACUCGUACGUCUGAGCGUAAAUGUGAAAUCGAGGAUGUAAAGAUUCGCUGUUCAAGGUAUAGCUUUCAACGAUUCAACUCGAAAAAUGAGCAACACAGAAAGUGUAGAAAUGGAUCAGGAAUUGGCUAAACGCCUCUUAGUCGAAGGGGCGACUUUGGUUCUGCUCAAUGUUCCUCUGGGGACGGAUUUUGGAGUUGAUAUGAAGUCUUGGAAUACCGGUGAAAAGUUCAAGGGUGUUAAAAUGAUCCCUCCAGGGUUUCAUUAUAUUCAUUACAGUGCUGUCAAUGAGUUUGGAGAUCUUGCACCUCGUUCAGGCUUUAUUCACAACUUUAAGAAGUCCGAAUUCUUGGCCAUGUCUUGGGACGCCGAGAAAGAGGAUGUCAGCACAGAACCUCCUUCAGAGGAAACAGUCUGUAGGCUGAAACAGAAUCUAACUAGCUUGGAUCAAUUUCUUGGCCCUUAUCCUUACGACAUUUGGGAACAGUGGAAGGGAUUGACGAACACGGUUGACGAUGCAGUUGUAGAAAGAUGUACGCCAGUUUGUGGGUACAUCCGAUCAGCUCUGGAGUUGGAGAAUUGUGACGAUGCUUCUAGGCCCAGAGGCGGAGAGGCUGUGGAGAAGAGAACUCGACGCAGCGGUUUGUCCGCCGAGGACAGAGAGCAGCAGCUGCUUCCUCAAUUGAAACCAAGAGCAGGGACUGAGCUGAGGCUAACUAAGCUACCGGACAGAAGCUAUCCCGAUGGAGCAACGCCUGCUGAAAUAACGCAACAUUCUCUUGAUUCCAGCUACGCCCUGGAAAAGAUGUUGGCUGAAUUGAAAAACCCGAUGGAAAUAAUGGGAGAACUUCAGCUGGCGUUCAUUUGCUUCUUGGUUGGACAGAGCUUAGAUGCGUUUGAGCACUGGAAAAAGCUGGUCGGUCUUUUGUGCGGAGCUGACACGGCGAUACCGCUGCGGCGGUCCAUUUACUCGGAGUUUCUAAAGACAUUGGAAGCACAAGUGGCCUGCGUUCCGGAAGAAGUGCUGUGCGACAUUGUGGCUAGCAAUAAUUUCGUGUAUCACAACCUGCGUAAUUUGUUCGCCAAUAUUGAAUCCAACGACAAAGUCGACGGACGUCUGAAAACCCAGGCGGUCCGAGUGCGUGAUAGACUCACGAAAAAGUUUCUCUGGGACUUUACUUGCCUGCAAGACGAAGAGGACGAUGAAGCGCCUGUCGUUGUGUCACUGGACUGAAAGGUUGAUAAAUAGUUACGAAGAUACUUUCGACUGAUUGACUGUUAAUAAUAAGAGGUGGAUUGAAUCCAUUCGUAUCGUGUAUCAAUAAGAAAGUCAUUCAUCUUGGCAACUAGAAUACAUUGAGAUACGUACGCUGGCA